AUGGCGGAGGCAGAAAGGCUGAUAAUUGGCGACGAACAGGGAGGAGAGGGUGAAAAGGAAGCGCAAUUAGAAGGAGAGGCGAGGGACGAGAAGACAAUGGUUGUGGCGGCGAGUAGGAAGGAGAAGAGGAAAGACAAGAAGAAGAUGAAGAGAAAGCAGGUGAGGAAGGAGACAGCGGCGAGGGAGAGAGAGGAGGAAGAGAAAAGGAUGAAUGAUCCAGAGGAGCAGAAGCGGUUGAAGGAGACGGAGGAAGAGGAGAGGCUGAGAAUGGAGAGGGAUAGGAAGGAGUUCGAAGAGAGGGAGAAGAAGUUGUUGGAGGAGAUGGAGCAGAAGAGGAAGGCGGAAGAGGAGGCGGCGGCGAGAAGAGAUGCUGAAGAAGAAGAAGAAGAGGAAGCUAAGAGACGAUUGCUGACUCCUAAUGAGGAUGGAUGUGACGAGGAUAGUAAUUGGGAGUAUGUAGAAGAAGGGCCAGCUGAAAUUAUCUGGCAAGGAAAUGAGAUAAUUGUCAAGAAAAAAAGGGUUCGAGUGCCGAAAAAGAAUGCGGAUGCGCAAAGGAAAGAGGAUGCCGACAGGCCUACUGCCAAUCCUCUCCCGCCGGAAUUGGAGGCUUCGACUCUUUCAGCACAAGAGAUGCUGGAGAAUGUUGCUCAACAAGUACCAAAUUUUGGUACUGAGCAGGAUAAAGCUCACUGUCCAUUCCAUUUGAAAACUGGAGCCUGCCGGUUUGGUCAGCGUUGCAGCAGGGUACAUUUUUAUCCAGAUAAAGCAUGCACCCUGCUUAUCAAGAAUAUGUACAGUGGCCCUGGCCUUGCUUGGGAACAGGACGAAGGGCUUGAGUAUACAGAUGAAGAGGUUGAUCGCAGUUAUGAAGAGUUCUAUGAGGAUGUGCAUACAGAGUUCUUGAAGUAUGGCGAGAUAGUGAAUUUCAAGGUUUGUAGAAACAGUUCAUCCCACUUGAGAGGAAAUAUGUACGUUCAUUAUAAGUCACUGGAUUCAUCUGUGCUUGCCUAUGAGUCGAUCAAUGGCCGUUACUUUGCUGGGAAACAGGUUACAUGUGAAUUCGUUAACAUUAGCAGAUGGAAGGUAGCCAUAUGUGGGGAGUAUAUGAGGUCAAGACUUCAGAACUGUUCUCGUGGAAAUUCUUGCAACUUCAUCCACUGUUUCCGCAAUCCUGGUGGAGACUAUGAAUGGGCAGAUUGGGACAAACCUCCACCGAGGUUUUGGGUGCAAAAGAUGACUGCUUUAUUUGGUUUCUCUGGAGACGCUGAGAGUUACGAACACAAGGAAGGGAAAAUAGGGAGCGCAUCUAGCAAGGAAAAUGUUAAUGAUACAGACAGGCUUCGAUCAAGAAGAUCCAUGUCCAGGGACUUUGGGCAUUGGUCCGAUAGAAGAAGAGAUAGAGACGAUUAUGUUCAUGAAAGUACAUGGGAGAGGAGACACAUAGACAAUGGACAGAGACCUAUUAGAAAUCUGGAUGAACGAGACCGUCGUCAUUCUGGUAGCAGGCUAGAUUCUACAUCUGAAGAAGAGGGUUGGUCAGAUAGGGACAUGGACAACAAGGAGGGACACAGAAGAAGUAGCCGAUCAAGAAGUCGUAGUUCGAGAAACCACUACGAGGAGAACAGAAAGAAUGAUAGUAAGGAUGUGAUUUCAGAUGAGGAGAGGAAGAAGGGGCCCCGAAAUGGGCAACCAAGUCACAAGAGAAGGACUGGAACAGAUCGCCGAAAAGGCAGGGACAGAGAGAGAGAAAAGAACAGUGUGAAAUCUCCUGAUGAUACCAUCUUUAGUAGAAGGUCUGAAGAAGUUGAAGAUGGUGAUCGUUGGGUUGAUAGCAGACCGCAUGAUUGCAAUGACUUCGAUUUUCAGCGAGAGAAGGAAAGCCGAGGAAGGCAGCAUGGGAAAAGAAGACGGCAUGGUGGUCAUGACAAGGAAGACUCGGAUGGUGACAAUGAUGAUGGUAGGAAUGAUGUAAGCACCAAGUGGUCGAAGCAGCAUUCAGACAGGGAACAAUCCCCAACAGGAAGUCAAUCGAACCGAAGGAGACAUUCAAGCAGAGGGCGUCCGGAGCAGCAUUCCUCCACCACUACUUAUGAAGAUAGGUGGGGAGCCUGA
Molecule: messenger RNA, 2112 nt
Organism: Linum trigynum
Lineage: Eukaryota; Viridiplantae; Streptophyta; Magnoliopsida; Malpighiales; Linaceae
Source: the annotation of a GenBank genome assembly